Molecule: messenger RNA, 5978 nt
Organism: Paramacrobiotus metropolitanus
Lineage: Eukaryota; Metazoa; Tardigrada; Eutardigrada; Parachela; Macrobiotidae
Product: latent-transforming growth factor beta-binding protein 4-like
Exons: 24
Coding region: 2275-3237 (320 amino acids)
Molecular function (GO): calcium ion binding
Source: RefSeq, a predicted model, not a curated record
AAUCAGUGAAAUUUUACACGUAGCAUUACUAAUUCGAUUUUGACCGCACAUCCAAAGCGAACUGGUACAGCUAAGUUUUCUAGCGAACCGGAAGCGAGGUUCCCAUCGACCUGCUGAUCCGAGGAAAACGAAUGCCAACAUAGUAAGUCCACUCGUAUGCCACUCGGGAACCCUUGUUCAAAGGACGAGCGAGUCAAAAGUUUCGCAAUGCAGUUAGAAGUGUAGCGUGGGCAUAGCGUGUCCGCCGUCGGCUGAACUGGAUUCCAUUUCAACCCAAAGCAUUAGAGACCAUUCACCUUUGAUCACUGUUUCUGGUCAUGCCGUCACGACGAUUCGACGACGCUUAAAACGACACGACUUCCGCAAAUCCAUUUAUGCGGAUCGGGAAGAUGUGUACAAUGCAGUGGAAAGCCGUGUUUUGGAGAAUGCCUUUCAAGGAUACAAUUCGAAAAGUCAGACAUCUUUUCUGUGUUGGCUGGUAUACGGUCAGUGCAGCGCACUAUGGUGCAUAAGUUAUGAUUCAUAGAGAUAAGGACGGGUAUGUUAGAAAACGGAGCUGUGCAGCGCGGUAUCUUGAAUACGUGCGGUAUAGUUGUUUUGACCAUUCGGAGCGCAGAUAAGCUCCGGAUCGUGAUGACACACGUUACCCGUCGUUAUCUACUGCGCAUUAUGCACAAAAAACCAACUGGCGUUGGAAAGAUACGGGAAUGUCUGAGUCUUCGUAAUGCCUGCAUCUUCGCAUAUGGACAUACCGGUUCCGGGAAGUCCUACACGAUGAUGGGCUCACUAGAACAGCCGGGUAUAGUCCCGCGGUUAUGUAAUAAUUUAUUUCUGCGAGUGGAGAAUUAUGUUCGAAAAAAGAACCAUUCAGAGUUUGUGUGUACGGGAACACAACAUUUUGGGUCCUUACGUGGACGGCUUGACUAUAGCAGCGGUUGAGUCGUUUGAGAUAUCGAGGAAUGUUCUGUAUAUGUUUUCGCUGUUUUGCGAAACCGAUGGAAAUUUCACUUGUUACGCUUGGCAUGGAAAUUCUUAACAUUAAGGAUUAAACCACCAAAUUCAGAUCGUAACACCACCGUUCUAUGCCAUUUUGCUGAUAUGUACUGUAGUUGCAAAAAAUGCAUCUAUAAACUACGGUACAGUUAAAAUUAACUGCUUGUUAUGCAUCAUGAUAUCGUUCGGACAAAGUUAAACGCUGUUUUAAUAGUUAGCAACUGGAUUUCUACAUGCUUGAAUUUUCCAGACACCAUAAACUGAAUCUGCCCUUUAAAUAUUAAUUUUUAAUUAGUUGUUACUGUUGUUAGUAAUUGUUAAUCAUGAAUAUGUAUAUGACCAGAUAUCUACGAGUGCAUGACCAAGACUAAUCCAUGCGAACCAGGCCAAUGUGUCAACUUGCCGGACAGUUUCGCCUGCGUGUCUCCGGCCAAUUAUGAUCUUAUGGCCGGACAGGAAUGUAUAAAAAUCAACCAGUGCAUGUACGAUCCUUGUACGAUCGGCACUUGCCAGGAGGAUAUGGUUGGAGGCUACAAAAUACACAUGUCUGCUGUGUCCAAAGAGCUUUGAAUACAUAAAUAAUCGGAAUAAUCGGUGUGAAGAUGUCAGCGAGCGCGCUGAGUCACCAACUCUGUGUUCCCCGGGGAUAUGCAUUAACAGCGUGGGAAGCUAUCAGUGCCGCUGUCCGAAGGGUUUCCAAUCCACGCCUGGAAGCUGUGUGGCUGUGCGCCAGUGUCAUCUGCCGGUAUCUGUGGUGUGUGCGUGUCUCGUGGACGAGAAGCCUGGAUCGUCAUCCCAAUGCUACUGUCCUGUCGGAUAUCAGGCGGUGCGCGGAUCUGCCUGUGUUGAAAUCAACGAAUGCGCGAUGAAUCCCUGUACUCCUACUCUAGAACGUGUAUGGACCGUCCUGAAUCGUAUAUUUGCAACUGUCUCAAAGGUUACCAGACAAUUAACGGGCGGUGUGUUGUUGAAAAAACAAAGCUUAAGCAGAAUUAUAAGAUAAUGUGAAUUAUGAAGGGUUGAAUAAGACUGUACGUGACUACAUAAUGAUAACAAACAAAACGAGAUAAUUAUCACAUAUUUAAUGGUAAUUGUAUCCACUGGUUGUGAAAAAGCGGGAUGUGGUCCCAAUUCGCGUUGCAUUUCUGCGCCGGAUAAACAGAUGAUGCGCUGCGAGUGCGCACCGGGUUUCCGUGAUCAAGGCAACGGUGCCUGCAUAGUGUCUGCUAAAGCAAUAAACACCCGUGUGGCGAAGCCGGAGAUUGCACUGCCACGAGUCCCAUGACUGACGGCUCCUACGACUGCCAGUGUCCAAGAGGCUGGCAGAAGAUUGGUUACCCUCCGAAGUGCUUGGACAUCGAUGAAUGCGUGCUGUACAAUCCCUGUUUGGUCGGAUACUGUGUUAACACCAAGGGAAGCUAUUCCUGCAAAUGUCCUAAAGUUUUCCAAUUUGAUACCGCAGCGGGACAUUGUGUUAAUCCACCAUGCUCACCCGGAGAAGGCCUAUACGAAUGCUCUUGUCCACCCAGUUACAAUAAUACACUGGGAGGCUGUGUCGACGUUGACGAGUGUGCGGCUUCCACAUAUCCUUGUGUUACCGGGAACUACGUAAACUCCGAAGGCUCGUAUUCUUGUGUAUGUCCCAAAGGAUUUUUCUUCUUCGAUCAGAAAUUUUGCAAAGACCGAAAUGAAUGCGUGGAAUUCCUGUGUGACCUUUGUCCAGGCGGUAGUACAGCGUCAACUCACCGGGAAACUAUCGAUGCACCUGUCCAACUAAUUUUGACUGAAUCGAUGGAAGAUGUGCCAGAUGUGUCGGAAGCUAAAUGUUCGAACACUUGUGAAUAUGUCAGGUGUGAACCGUGGAGCCUACAUGUGCUGACAGUAUUGAUGGGCCGGUUUGCACAUGUGCAGUGGCAUGCAUUGCCCCGCCGCCGUGUGUGGUCAUUCGAGACUGCGGUCAAAAAGCUGACUGCAGUCUGCAAUGUCCAAGUGGUGGCUUCAGCUUUCAAAAUCACCUGCGUAUGCCGUCCGGGUAUUGAAGGCAGUCCACCAUUGCGUCAAUGUGGUAUGGGUGUUAAUUUUAAAGCAGUGGAAAUAAAAGCUUUACGUCAUGAUUUCGGCAAAAGUUGUAUUCCAGACGGGAUGGAAAAUGACCUUACAAAAGGAAUAUGCAUUAGUAUGACAAGAUGUUCUGCAUUCUUGUUUCGCAACCCGAAGUUAAAAAUUGAAAAAGUUCAAAACUGAAAAGUUGCGGGAGAACCUAAUAUGAUUUGGAAUUUGUAUUUAAGUGAUUUAAUCCAUGUCUACCAGGCAAAUGUUUACCGGAAAGUUACUUGUACCGAUGCUAAUGCCCUAUUGGCUACAAUUUACAAGACACAAGUAUACUUCUGUGCAAGAUGCUCGUGUUGUUGCAGAAAGCAUCGGAAACCAUUCAACUUUAAACGAGUGCGAGAGAACGCCACCAUUUGCGGCAUGGAUGGUACAUGCAGUAAUGUCCCGGGAAUGUCCACCACUACUGACUACAAGUAUUGGCUGUAGAGUUCUUCAUUGGCAUUUCGUUUGCGCGGGAAGGUGUUCUGGACAUCCGGUUUGGGUAGAAUAUCGCGCACACAGGCCAGAGCCGCGGUGACUGCUGGGCGUGUGCCGGGUGGGAAUCAUUGCCGAGCCGAGAAGCCCUGGCUAAGCGCCACUGCCAAGGUUGGUUCAUGGAGAUUACGGAAAGCUCUGACGAAUGCUUUGACAGAAUACGGUAUUCUCAGUUAAUUCUAAUAAGACUUUGAACUUAUUUGACGGCAAGGACUUUUUUAGGAUAUUAGCAGCUUCAGUUUACGGGCCAAGCACUUUUUUCUUACCAAAACGGAUUGCAGAUUCAGAAUCAGCACAUUUUUCUGACUUAGAACACUUUCCAAAAGUGGAAAGGGUCAUAACGACACACUGGGGCGCUGGGGGGCCGGCAGUCAGAAAGUGUUUUCUAAGUCAGAAAAAUGUGCUGAUUCUGAAUCUGCAAUCCGUUUUGGUAAGAAAAAAGUGCUUGGCCCGUAAACUGAAGUUGCUAAUAUCCUAAAAAAGUCCUUGUUUGACGGUAAUGAUUUACUACUACUGUAUUAUUUGACGAAAGAUCUACUGUUACUGCAUCGUUCGUAAACGCCGCGAGGUAAGCUAUCACGGAAAUGUUGUCAUUUUAUGAUUCAACGAAAGAUACGUCUUCUUACUGGUAUGGCUGUGUUUCAAGAAAUUUUCUGGGAAAGAUUAAGUAGUUGAGCACGAAAAAAACGGAGAAGUAGUCGUGGAACUUGGCUCCGACCAGACGUUCCAUAAUCCUUUCCAUGGAGGAUACUCCAAGUGCUGCAGGUUGCACGUUUGCAAAUGACGAGAAUUUCGUUAGCCGCACGGAAUCGGACGAGCAGCCUGACAUUCAGCUAAGUGGAGAAUGGCAUGGCCGACCCAACCUCGCCGUCCUCUUGAUAGAAGCCCAGGAACUGCAUGUGACCCCGUUAUGCCAUGCCAAGUGCUUCGUUGUGUCUAGCUGCGCUAUUAAUGUCUUUGUAUAAUCCAUUCAUGCUUUAGAAUGUGUCAAUGGAGUGGAUUGCUUGGAAGACGCCUGCGCAGUCGCGACCGUUUGAUCUUCGGGUACUUUGUCAUGUUGUGUUCUUUUUGAGCACAGUUCUAGGAAUGCUGCACAAUCGGGCUCGACGCCGGAAGAAUCGGUAAAUUAUGAAUCAGCACGCCGAAGGGAGAAGCUGUUUCACAACAAACGAGCGAUCCCGCCACCGCCUCUCUGUUUGUGUCAUGCAUUAGAGUCACACCGCACUGCUGACUUAGAUUAAAAAAAUAUGAGAAACAGUUGAGACUAUAGGAACAAUACCGGAGUAACCUUUCUGUGGCCGGGACGUCGACCAGCACCCCUGGAGUUUACGGCUCAUCCGUGGAUCUUCUGUAUCGGUCCAGUUGUAACAUCGCUGGGGCAACAACGGCUUUCGUAUCGCGGAACGUAUGGAAUCAUAAGAAUCCCCCGGAGACGCGUACCGGAAACGCACCCCGAGAUCAAAUCAACAUACGGAAAGUGUGAUUCAAAUCAACAUACGGAAAGUGUGAUUAUUUCCUUCUAAUAAACUUACAAAGCUUGACGUGGUAAUUUAUCAAUAAAAUUAAUAACUUGUAUAAUAAUAUAUUGAUGGAUGUCUCAUCAUUAAUUUCUGUGUCUGUUGUCAGAUUGUGUAACCUUUGUCACAUAACCUUUGCCUUUCCACACCCUGCGACCGUCAAUUUUCUCCAGUUUUUGUCAUUGCUUUAGCUUAAAGAUAUCCUGAGACUUCGAGUUCAAAAAUUAUACACAGAAUUACGCUUUAUGAAUAUUUGAUAGUCGUUGAACUACGGAUGUUUUUGCCGGGAGGGCUGAGUAAGGAUUUGUAUGGCUAUCGACGCAAACGGAAGAACAUUAGAUGUUUGCAUAAAAAAACAGGCAAUUCUGACCUCUACCCAACCACAUCGCAGACCGGAAGCACGCGCUGGAGUAGAUGGGCAUUUCCGUUCAGUCGUCUAAUAUCGAAGUUAAACAGCGCCGCUGUUAUCUUGUCAGCCUCAACGAUGGCCCGUCGCUUAAUGAGAAUUUAUUUUAGUAUCUCAAGUUCUAGGAAUGCUCCAGAAUCGGGCUGACACCGGAAGAGAGCGAACGCACUGAGUAACGGUAUCAAGAUUAUCCAUUGAUAACGACCGUGAUUGUCAAUCCGUUCUAUGAACUUGGAAAAAUCACAAACUGAUUGGAGCUGCGAUGUCUUCGUGACAGUGUUGUUCCACAAUGUGACCGUGGACUGGCACGUUCUCAUCAUUUCGCAGCAGAAAGAGAUUGUGGGAUUGUGGGAUGCCGAUGACGAAACUGAUAAGGAGAGUGAGAAUGAGGUCUUCAAGAUGGCAGAAUUGGAGGCUGCUUUUUGAGCAGUCUUAAUAAUUUUUUUUUCCAGAACUGGAUUGGUCCAGUAUUCAGU